Messenger RNA from Micropterus salmoides (largemouth bass), 2003 nucleotides. RefSeq names its product gamma-aminobutyric acid type A receptor subunit pi. The record is from RefSeq and is a predicted model, not a curated record. The coding region runs from base 325 to 1677 and encodes 450 amino acids. Gene Ontology annotation, cellular component: GABA-A receptor complex; synapse; neuron projection. Gene Ontology annotation, biological process: signal transduction; chemical synaptic transmission; nervous system process. The transcript is spliced from 10 exons. NCBI's taxonomy places the organism in Eukaryota, Metazoa, Chordata, Actinopteri, Centrarchiformes, Centrarchidae. Gene Ontology annotation, molecular function: neurotransmitter receptor activity; GABA-A receptor activity; extracellular ligand-gated monoatomic ion channel activity.
GGGGUGCACAGAGGCUGUGUGUGGAGAUGAAUACAGCUGUGCAGAGACCCAGAGGGAGAUGCAGAGACGGUAAAACAUCCAACAGGAGCCCACACUCCAGGAGCAAAUAACACAAGCAACUGCUAGACGGUAGAUGGAAGAAAACUGGGAUAUAAUCAUAGAUAACCGAGGAAGAAGACCAGUCUCAGCCUCUCACAGCAUUUGAGGCGGAAGAGUGGGGGGCAGGAACAAAAGAAAGCGUGGAAAGAGAAGAGGAGUGACCUGAGGUGGGAAAAGAAAAGCAGAAGACUGAAACAGUUGCUGACCUCUGCCUGCUGAUCCGCCAUGUCUGUCCAGCUGCACGUGCUACUGACCCUCUGCAUGACCUUCACACAGGGUAGUUGUAUGUAUCCUAACCACCACUGGGGGGAAUGGAACGACUCACAGCUUCUGCCAACAAUUCAGAAGCUGAUGAAAGGAUACAACCGCUACCUCAGACCUAAUUUCAAUGAGGGCCCUGUGGAAAUUGGAAUGAGUCUUGACAUCGCCAGCAUUGACGCCAUCUCAGAAAUCAAUAUGGACUACACUGCAACUAUCUUCCUCCGUCAGCGGUGGCGUGAUUCCCGGUUGGUGUUCCCGGGCAAUGAGAGUGUCAGCGUGGACGGACGCCUUGUGUCACUGCUCUGGAUCCCUGACACCUUCAUCCCCGACUCCAAGCGUUCCUUCUUGCAUGAUGUCACGGUGGAAAACCGCCUCAUCCGCAUCUUCAGCAAUGGAACCGUUCUCUACGCCCUCCGCAUCACAGCUACGAUUGCCUGCAACAUGGACCUGACUAAGUACCCCAUGGACAGACAAGUGUGCACCCUGCAGCUGGAGAGCUGGGGCUACAACCUGCAGGACGUGGUGUUCUACUGGACCAGAGGGAAUGACUCAGUGAAAGGUCUAGACACACUGCGGUUGGCCCAGUACAGUGUAGAGAGCUACUACACCUCAGUGUCAGAGGCUGUGUAUGAGACAGGACAAUACCCCAAGCUGGUGUUGCAUUUUGCACUGCGCAGAAAUGUGUUGUUCUUUAUCUUGGAGACGUAUGUUCCCUCCAUUCUGCUGGUGGUUCUCUCCUGGGUCUCUUUCUGGAUCAGCCAAUCCUCUGUCCCCGCUAGGACCUGUAUUGGCGUGACAACAGUCCUGACAAUGACAACACUGAUGAUGGGCGCCCGCACUUCCCUGCCAAACGCCAACUGCUUCAUCAAGGCCAUAGACGUUUACCUGGGAAUCUGCUUCACCUUCAUCUUUGGUGCACUGCUGGAGUAUGCCUGUGCCCACUUCUGUACCAUGCAGCACCACACCUUAGAGGAUUUUCACAGGGAUCUCCUGAGGGAGUUCAAUGAAUCCAAUGGAAAUGGUUCUAUCCCCAUCGCCAGCUCCACCCAACCAAACCAGUCUGUGGAGAUUGGCUCCACUGCAGAGGAGCCCACAGAGCAGUCAGCGAACAGUGACACUCGGAACAAUGAUGGAACGAAAGAGAAGACGCCUGGGCAGGGCUGCGGCCUGUCUUCAGUGAAGGAUGCGUCGCGUAGGGCAGCAUCCGUCUUCCAUGUGGAAAAUCCACACAACAUUGAUCGCCACGCUCGCACUGUUUUCCCCACUGCGUUCCUUUUCGUUAAUAUCCUCUACUGGCUUUAUUACCUCUUUCUCUGAGAGCCCGUUCCAAACUGCUGCAUUAAUUCACCAUCCUGAAGCUGCUCUACCUCUUCAAUUGAGACCCAAUACCAGUUGCCACUGCCUGGAUCUAUACUGAUCAUAGAACCAUUUUGUAUCACAUAUAAGAAACCUUGUUGUCCCACAGACAGGGCGACAAAGUUAUGAAAAGCAGUGGAAUUUCCUCUUUGUAUCACACUCUGAAUUAUAAGCUAGUAUUGAUCACAUAUGAAUGGAUUGCUACUAACAUAUUAACAAUUAGGAUUGCAUUAACUAGCUGUAAACAAUAGGCUGCCUGAACUGCAUCACACUAUACUGUGCUGCUC